Candida tropicalis MYA-3404 is the source of this 849-nucleotide messenger RNA. Its product is annotated as Signal recognition particle receptor subunit beta. Gene Ontology annotation, molecular function: GTP binding. Gene Ontology annotation, cellular component: Golgi apparatus. The transcript has a single exon. Gene Ontology annotation, biological process: intracellular protein transport; Golgi to plasma membrane protein transport; protein localization to organelle. Bases 1 to 849 code for a protein of 282 amino acids. The record is from RefSeq and is a predicted model, not a curated record. NCBI's taxonomy places the organism in Eukaryota, Fungi, Ascomycota, Pichiomycetes, Serinales, Debaryomycetaceae.
AUGGAUAGUGUGUUGAUUGCAUUAUUAACUAUCUUAGCAGGAUUUUUAAUAAUCCUUUUGAUAUUUUUCAUUCAAACAGGUGGAUUAAAUUCUAUUUCACCAGUUUCUAAAAAAUCUAAAUUUUAUCAUCCAACUUUUCUUAUCCUUGGAUCUAAUAAUUCAGGUAAGACUUCAUUAUUUAAUAAAUUACAACAUAAUGAACAAAUUAAAAAUACUGUAUCAUCAAUUGAACCAAAUGUAUCAAUGAUUAAUUUACCAAUUUCAAAUCCUUCAAUUGGUAAAAAAUUUCAAAUUAUUGAUUAUCCUGGACAUUUAAAAUUGAGUAAAAUUUUUGAAAGAUUAAUUAUUAAUGAAAUUACUUUAAAAAAUUUAAAAGGAAUUAUUUAUAUGAUUGAUUCUUCAAGUAUUAAUAUUAAUGAUGAUAUUAAUUUUGAAAAAAUUGUUAAAUUUUUAUAUAAUUUAUUUAGUAUUACUGAACGUAUACCAAAUGGUGUUGAUUUUUUAAUUGCUAUUAAUAAAACUGAUUUAUUUGAUUCAAUACCAGUUCAUAAAAUUAAAAAUAAAUUAGAAUUUGAAAUUAAUAAAUUGAUCCGUCAUGAAAUUGAUAAUGUUGGUAAAACUUCAGGUAUUGAUGAUACUGGAAAAGAUGAUGAUGAUGAUGAUGAUGUAUCAAAUGGUGGUAAUUCUGAUAAAAAUGAAAGUUUAAGAGCAUUUUGGAUGGGUGUUGUUGGAAAUGGUGAUUUUACUUUUGAUAAAUUAGAAGGUAAUGUUGAUUUCUUUGGUGGUAGCACAACAAAGAAUAUAAGUCAAUGGGAGAAUUGGCUUGAUGAAAAAGUUGUCAAUCCAUAA